AUGGUAUUGAUGAGUGCGCCAUUGAGAGCUGCUGAGUCGUUGUUUUGUAUACAUUUUUUUUCCACAUCAAAGGAACCCGCGACGGCGUCUGGAGGAGCUGGCGCUGCUCCAGAAAACAAGAUUUGGCUUGAAGGCUGCGAGUUUACCGACUUCAAGUUGGGUCCAAUUUUGGGGACUGGAAGCUUUGGCCGAGUAUAUUUGGCAUAUUACACUAAGACAGGGCAAGUUUUUGCCACUAAAUCCUUGUCCAAAGCCUCAAUUGUUGGAACGAAACAGGUGUUGCACGUUAAGCAGGAGAAGUCUAUCUUACAGAGGAUAUCACAUCCUUUUGUAGUCAAUCUUCUUGGAUGUUGCCAAGAUGAUCAGUGUGUGCCUCUCAUCACAGAAUAUGUUUGUGGUGGCGAGUUUUUUACUUACUUUCGCAGCUGUGGACGUUUUGAUGAUGCCACCGCUAGAUUUUAUGCUUCACAAGUUCUGUGUGCGUUUGAGUAUCUGCAUGGCAUGGAUAUCAUGUAUCGAGAUCUCAAGGUGGACUUUUGGGAUUCUAAUAUACGAGAUGUUGGCUGGUUAUCCUCCUUUUCUUGGCAACGAUCCUGUAGGUACUUACCAGAAGAUACUGAGUGGUAAAUUGAAGUUCCCGAGGCUUUUUUCUAAAAGGUACUCUUGUGUCCGUGUUCAGUUUUUGACCAACUUGGAUUGAAGCACAUACGAGACCUUACACACUAGUGUCAGUACAACAGAAGCACUAACGUUGCUACACAUAUAUAUCAACAAGUGCCAGCAAGAAAAACUUAAGGUCAAACAGCACCUUGGCCCUUAAAUGUGUGCUCGCUCGAUAAUGCAACAAUGGUACGCCGUAAUAAUCACCAAAUCCAAAUCUUCGUGAGACUCAGGAAAAGAUAGGAAACGAUCUAAGACGCACGCUCAAACCGCCUUGCUUGGAAAGUCACCAAAACGUGCACCAUGUGAUUCACCAAUUAAACCAAACCUGUCACAAGAAGACUUGUGCAGAUUUAUUCAAGAAGUGACCAGCAAUUUUUGCAACGUCUCAAGGGGUCGUAGACACUACGGCUACAAUGCUUGGAGUUGUGGUUUCAUGCUCAACUUGUAUUUGUGGCAACUUAAUAAACUACUUCUCACAAA
This is a messenger RNA of Physcomitrium patens, 1143 nucleotides long. The record is from RefSeq and is a predicted model, not a curated record. NCBI's taxonomy places the organism in Eukaryota, Viridiplantae, Streptophyta, Bryopsida, Funariales, Funariaceae.